AGAUUAUAAUUUUACAAUCUUUUUAACGUUAAUAUUUUUUUGACAUAUUUCUUUUUAAUUUUUUUGUUUUUGUUUUUUAAUAAAUAAGAUAUAACGAAUUCAUCGGCGUUAGAUUUAUCGUGAUUUUUCUUUAUUAUACAUGAUGGCCAACAGAUGGAUCAAAAAUUUCUGGAUGAUUUAAAAAUCACAAUUAUUGAAUUGGCCAAUAAGUAACAUUGUAAUAUUUAAUAUAGGGUGGAGCAAAAAAUCUCUAGUUGAUUUUGAAAAUCAAUAAAUAUACUUUAAUUAGACUUUUUUGUAUUAAUUUUUUCUUUCUUAAUGUAAAACUACAAAGCCUAUGAAUUUCUGGAUGGUCUGAAAGAAAACCAUUAGCUUCUAUAAAUCUCGAAAAGGAAUAAUUGAUUAUCGAAAUCAUAGAGAUACUUUUGGGUCCAUAUUUGUAUUAAAAAUUGUGACAUUGGGUAACAAUCUAUUUGCCAAUCGAAUAAUAUUCUUUCGAGACAAAAUUUAGGUUCGUUAUUUUGCAAUCUAGGGACAUUUUCGAUCACCCAAUUUCGUACUAUACUAUUUAAUCGAAACAUUAUUGUUUUGCAUUAUCUUUUUCAAGAUUACAGGUUUCACCAAUACCAUGAAAGCGAUAACAUGGUGCAAACGCUUGCUCGGUUUUUCAGGUGUUUGGCCAUUGGAAAUUCGGGACACUUUGUUCCUACCAUUACUAUUUUACGGUUGUAUUUACAUUUUUUUAGGAAUUCUUGAUUUGAUCGAUUACAUCAAUGAUUUUCAAUACGUAUUGACAAAUAUUAUGGAGAAUUUGCUAAUUUUAAUGACACUGAUGAAAUUUGGGUUAUGCCGAUUGAAGCAUGGAUCAUUAUCAAGAUUUUUGACUGAAACGGAAAAUGAUUAUAACGUUGAUAAUUAUAAAACCAAAGAGGAGAGAUUGAUUUUUAUAAAAUAUAACAAAUUUGCCUAUAUAUUUAUCAUCACUGCGUUCCCAUCGAUAACCUUCGUUAUUCUUUCGUAUUAUUGUAAAACUGUCAUACCGGGUAUAAUUAAUGUUAUGACAAAUUCUACGUCGGAAUAUAAAUUACCUUACAAAAUAAAGCCAUUGCUGAAGCCGUACGAUGCAAAAACUUAUGCAUUUGGUUGCAUACAUGAAUUUUUACGUAUAUUAAUAGUCAUUUCCGCUAAUAGUGGUACUGAUUGUUUAUUGGCUUCUACCGGUUUUCAUCUUACCGGUCAAUUGGCAAUACUAAACUGUAGAGCGAAGGAAAUUUUAAAGGAUGUUUCUCAGCAAGGAAUUCAUAAGAUAAUUCUUCGACAUCAUCGUUUGAUAAGAUUAGCGGAUAUAUUAGAGGAUAGUUUUAACAUCGUCAUUUGCCAACAAUUAUUAGGUACAACUAUACAAAUUUGUAUAUCGAGUUAUCAAAUACUCUCCAGUUUAGCUGUAUUAGAAGGAAUCGGUAUAGUAAUUUUUGGUCUACACAUUUUUGUUUUGUUGAGUACGUUGUUCAUUUAUUGUUACAUCGGUGAAUGUCUCAUCGAGGAAAGCACGAACUUAUGCCUGGCGCUUUAUCACUGCGACUGGUACGAGUUAUCGAUGAUCGAUAUGAAAUCGAUUUACAUUUGCAUGAUUCGCUCUAGGAAACCAUUGCAAUUGACUUGCGCGAAAUUUUGCGUCGUUUCCUUGCGCACUUUUACCAUCGUAAUGAAGACAUCAAUGGCGUACCUAUCAGUAUUACGAACGUUUAUGGAGACAAAAUUAUGAAAUAAUUAGUCUUGAAUAAUAAUAACUAGAAUAUUAUUAUUGAAAUUUUGAUAAAACUUUUGAAUAUGUUGCAUGUAAUAAAUGAAAAUACAAAUAUGUUAUUUAGAUGAGCAUAGAUAGGAUAAAU
This is a messenger RNA of Vespa mandarinia (Asian giant hornet), 1892 nucleotides long. RefSeq names its product odorant receptor 13a-like. The record is from RefSeq and is a predicted model, not a curated record. NCBI's taxonomy places the organism in Eukaryota, Metazoa, Arthropoda, Insecta, Hymenoptera, Vespidae. Gene Ontology annotation, molecular function: olfactory receptor activity; odorant binding. Gene Ontology annotation, cellular component: plasma membrane. Gene Ontology annotation, biological process: detection of chemical stimulus involved in sensory perception of smell; sensory perception of smell.